AUGGUUGGCAUCCCAGGGAAGUCACAAGGUUGUAAUACCUGCAGACGAAGGAAGGUCAGAUGCGAAGGCUAUGAAAGAUACCCGGUCUUCAUCAACCGGGGCCAGACAGGCCUCCAGAGACGACGACGCCUAGAGGAAGCCAGGUCCACGCCGCCACAGCCUGCCCUACAGAAUCAAAACACUAUUGUCUUCUCCACGCCCUCCCCUUCGCAGGUCAACGAAGAUCAACUUAUAUCCUCUUUCUGGGAAGGUUACUCCACUGUUUCACCUCAGUACUCUAGAACGAGGGAACCCGCUUGGCUGUAUCAUUCGAUCAAUAUCUCAGCAUCUAUAACUCCGUUGAGACUAGCUCUUCUUUCUCUCGCAUAUACCCGAACGGGCAGACUCCAAAACAACCAAACACUGAUUCGGAAAGGGCAAGAAAUCUACGGUCGAGUUCUUCGAUUGACGCAAAAUGCUCUGUACGAUCCACAGCUGAUGCGUCAUGAUGAACUACUUGCAGCGGCUCGAUGCAUGGUCCUGUAUGAAGCUUUUGAGUCGACGUCCGAGGACAUGGCUGCCUGGCAAAGCCAUAUCAUUGGUAUAGCCCGAAUUAUGCAGCUUCGAGGCCCUGACCACCACCGUGACCCUUUGCCCAAAUCCAUCCUCGAAUCUAUGCGUUACAACGCCAUGAUAGUCUGUCUCGUCAAGAGGGAAUCGUCCUUUUUCGGCAACCCGGAUUGGUUGAUGCAGCCCUGGGCCGACACAUCCAAAGAUCUUGAUCAAAGGCUUUACGACUAUGGCUUUACGCUAUCUAAUCUCUUCCAGAGGGGUGAAGCGGCUUACCAUCGUUCGGAUCGAACAGAGAUCCUUCGCAUCCUGGAACGGAUCAGAAAUAGCUAUCUGGGCAUGACAACUCUCAACGAGGAACUGCUGGCCGUGCAAACAGAAGACUACCCCGUGAACGAGCAUGCCCUGAAUGAACUACACGUCGGAGAAACGACUUUUGCCAUUACUUCAGCAAUUCUCCUUGCCCUCGAUCUGUCAUUUUCCAUUUAUGCGGCGGCACUGAUUGCGAAGUGUCCGGACGACUUUUUCACCGAACACCAGGAUCUGCUUGCAGAAAUUUCUUCGCACACGGACGAGUCACGCAGACGGGACUUGUCAAAGCAGGUCCUCUGGCUUCUUCAACAUUCUCUACAGACCCGAUUCGAGUAUUCGCGACCCAGAAUCAUCUUCCCACUGAACGUGGUGAGGUGGGAGCUAAGGGCAAUCCCUGAGUACAAGGUCCAAGUACAAGCGCUGUUUGAAACCAUUGCUUCGGGAAAUCAGGUUCGCAUUGCCCGCAGUGUGCAGAAUGCUGGCUGCUCGACCAUGCCUAGCAUUAUCUCGAAGGAGAGUGAAAGCUGA
This is a messenger RNA of Cladophialophora immunda, 1389 nucleotides long. RefSeq lists its product as uncharacterized. Lineage: Eukaryota; Fungi; Ascomycota; Eurotiomycetes; Chaetothyriales; Herpotrichiellaceae. Bases 1 to 1389 code for a protein of 462 amino acids. The transcript is spliced from 2 exons. Gene Ontology annotation, molecular function: DNA-binding transcription factor activity, RNA polymerase II-specific; zinc ion binding. The record is from RefSeq and is a predicted model, not a curated record. Gene Ontology annotation, biological process: regulation of DNA-templated transcription.